CGCGACCAGCGCGAAAGAAAAACAUUCAUUUGAGAUAUUGCCAACAAAGCUAGAGGCAGCCUCGACGGGCACUUACAUGUAGUGUAGAGAUAACGGUAUGCUAGAUCGUUCUUUUUGUGUUUUUUAAUCAAGAUUGCGUGCGUUUCCUGGGUAAGCAUUUGCAAUCCUGAACUGCAUCGUUUCGAAUUUAAGCUAUAGGCCUAUGAAAAGAGCAGGUUUGCUUGGGAGUAUAAUCGCACGUGAACAGACUCAUGGACAUUGCCGUUGAACUACCAAAGGAAUGUGUCGGGGCAUUCGAACCUAGUUUGUACAGAGGAAAGGACGCGCUCUUUGAACAUCUGUCCAAGAACAAAACUGCUAAACCUUCAGUAGGCAACGCGAUGUUUUGAACAAAGACUCAGCUCAGACUCAGCUUUUCUUCCUCUACUUCAGUUUUCACUGGCCGUGGCUGGUUGAUUUAAUUGGUUGAGGAUGGCUACCGCCAUGGAACCCAUGGCCGACAGUGACGAGGACCUGCUCAAUGACCUUCGACCGAAGUCCCCAUACGGCGAACCGCUGGGCAAAUUCCACUUGACCACGGAGUGGCCGCAGCCCCUGCCGCGGUCCCGCCACGCCCGCCGGCCUCGAGCCGACGCCCGCUACCGCACGCAGCCGGUCACUUUCGACGAGAUAAGGGAAGUGGACGAGGAUGCCAGCCAGGCCAGCAGGCCGUCCCAGGAGCUGCUGGGCCCGCGGACGGCUGACCCCACUGCCGCGGCUGCUGCCGAUGAAAGCAAUGACCAGUGGCGAAGGAUCUCGGAACUCAAGUGCCCAAUUAAGCUGGAGGCGCUGAAUGCAGCCAUCGAGAAGAUUAUGAAGAAGCCGAGCCCGGCUGCUGCUGCUGAGGCCGCAGAGAGCGACAAACUGACCCACAUUCACAAAAGGCCGGAUGCGGCAGAAACAGUUUGAUGAAAACUAUCUCGAGACGGUCUGCCUUCGUGUCAUUAUUACGAGGCCAGAGAGUCAUGAAUCUCAUAUUUCUUCACAAUGUAUAUUGUUGCUAUCAUAAGCGUUUUGUGGCGCCCCUCCAAAUUUCACAGGAGUGUGUGCUGAUCGGAGUAUAGUCUAUGGAAUAAUCCCUUUACACAGCAAGGGUCUAUGAUAUGCGAGCAGAUUCGGCGAUUAAUUGUGCAAACAAGACUGCGUCUUGACCUCGAGUUUCUGACCAUUAAUUGAGCGGGUGCCUUUUAUAUCGGGUCUUUGGUAACCCGUUGGUGUGUUCCAAAAACAUGGCAUCUAAAUAGACCAAUCAUCAGCUAGGUCAACAUUUUUGAUCGAAAUGACAUCAUAAUUUGUAAAGUCAACUCUGAUUGGCUGGCGCGCGGUGUUAGACAUAUCAGACGUUCGACCGUCACGGUGGCCUGCACACGUGAAUGUCAUCCUCGGACUAAUGGGAUAUCGUACCAGCGAACUUCUUGCAAUGACCGAGAUUGGUGGUCAACAGAGGGCGCUACUUGUAAAAGCAAACCGUCAAGUCAGUUCAGUGGCGUAACCAGUAGGGGCGCCCUUUACUAACAGUGACCUCAAGUUUGUGGGAUGUGUGAACGUGGGCGAUAUUGUGCCACCAUGAACAGAUAGUGCCCAUGAUCGUCCGCUUUGAACAGCUUAUAGGGUUACGAGGUUCAAAAAUUUCGUCGGCGAAUUUUAACUCUUUCAUCAGCACAUGUACACUUCGUGAGCUUGAAAAGAAUCACGCUAAAUAUGCUUUGAAUUGCUGGCGGCUAUGAAUUACCGGGGUAAUAUGUUGAUACUUUUGGGAUGAGGCCAAAAAAAAAGUCUCCGGUUUCUGGUAUGGAGCUUGCCCAAAAAGUGGUGCGG
This is a messenger RNA of Patiria miniata (bat star), 1857 nucleotides long. RefSeq lists its product as uncharacterized. The transcript is spliced from 2 exons. NCBI's taxonomy places the organism in Eukaryota, Metazoa, Echinodermata, Asteroidea, Valvatida, Asterinidae. The coding region runs from base 472 to 948 and encodes 158 amino acids. The record is from RefSeq and is a predicted model, not a curated record.